Populus trichocarpa (black cottonwood) is the source of this 2014-nucleotide messenger RNA. RefSeq names its product purple acid phosphatase 15. The record is from RefSeq and is a predicted model, not a curated record. Lineage: Eukaryota; Viridiplantae; Streptophyta; Magnoliopsida; Malpighiales; Salicaceae. The coding region runs from base 180 to 1793 and encodes 537 amino acids. The transcript is spliced from 7 exons. Gene Ontology annotation, molecular function: metal ion binding; acid phosphatase activity.
UUUCAGCGCAUGAGCUGAGCUGCUUUAUGAGAGCGGUCUGUCUUUAUCACUGCUCUCCUCCCUUCCCAUCGGUGUCCAUCUCUCUCUAUCUCUCAGUCCCUCAAGUCCUCUCAAGCAAAGUGACUUAACUUUAAUCCUUUCAGUUCUUUGCAAAAUUGCAAAGAAAGCAAAACCAACAGAUGGGUUUACUCUCAUUUCUCACAUUUCCACUAUUUCUCUCACUUUUAUGGAGAUUAAUAAUUGUUAAUGGUAAUUUUUCAACGACCCUUGAGGGACCAUUCAAGCCAGUAACGGUUCCUUUUGAUAACAAGACUUACCAUGGCAAUGCCAUUGACUUGCCAGACACUGACCCUCAAGUUCAAAGGACUGUUCAGGGAUUUGAACCUGAACAAGUCUCUGUCUCCCUGUCUUCUGACUAUGACUCUGUUUGGAUCUCUUGGAUUACAGGGGAUUCCCAAAUUGGUGGUGACAUAACACCUUUGGAUCCUGAAUCAGUUUAUAGCGUUGUACACUAUGGAAUUGAAGGGUCCCAGAUGAGUUAUGAGGAAGUUGGAUAUUCAUUUGUUUACAAUCAACUUUAUCCUUUUGAAGGGCUUCAAAACUACACUUCUGGCAUCAUACACCACGUUCGUCUGACAGGGUUGGAACCAAGCACAUUAUAUCAAUAUCAAUGUGGAGAUCCCUAUAUAUCAGCAAUGAGUGAUGUCUUUUAUUUUAGGACUAUGCCCCCCUCCAGUCCUACAAAUUACCCUCGUCGAGUAGCAGUGGUAGGAGACCUAGGUCUUACAUACAAUACAAGCACAACAUUCAGUCAUUUACUCAGCAACCAUCCAGAUCUUCUUGUUUUGGUUGGAGGUAUAAGUUAUGCUGACAUGUAUCUCACUAAUGGAACUGGAUCCGAUUGUUACCCUUGCUCAUUUGAUGAAUCUCCCAUCCAUGAAACAUACCAGCCUCGAUGGGAUUAUUGGGGAAGGUUUAUGCAACCUCUAGUAGCUAAUGUUCCAACUAUGUUGGUUGGAGGGAAGCAUGAGAUAGAACCACAGGCUGAAGAUCAGAUUUUCGUUUCUUACAGCUCUCGAUUUGUGUUCCCAUCUGAAGAAAGCGGAUCAUCAUCCUCGGUGUACUAUUCUUUCAAUGCAGGAGGGAUACACUUUGUGAUACUAAAUCCCUACACUUACUAUGACAAAUCAUCGGAUCAAUACAAGUGGUUGGAAGGAGAUCUGUAUAAUGUUAACAGGAAUGUGACUCCAUGGUUGGUGGCUGUUUGGUAUCCUCCUUGGUACAGCACAUUCAAGGCACAAUACAGAGAAGCAGAAUGUAUGAGAGUAGAAAUGGAGGACUUGCUCUAUGAGCAUGGUGUGGACAUAGUAUUCAAUGGACAUGUUCAUGCAUACGAGAGGUCAAACCGAGUUUAUAACUACUCUUUGGAUCCAUGUGGUCCAGUUUAUAUCACAAUUGGUGAUGGUGGAAGUCGAGAAGACAUAGCAGUUACCCAUGCUGACGACCCUGAUGAGUGUCCAGAGCCAUCCACCACAGCUGACUUAGAUAUAGGUGGUGGCUUCUGUGGAUUCAAUUUCACAUCAGGCCCUGCUGCAGGUAGCUUUUGCUGGAACAGGCAGCCUGAGUAUAGUGCCUACAGAGAAAGCAGCUUUGGUCAUGGGAUAUUAGAGGUGAAAAAUGUGACUCAUGCUUUGUGGAGUUGGCAUCGCAAUCGAGACUACUAUGAAACUGCUGGGGAUAUCCUUUACAUAGUUAGAGAACCUGAUAGGUGCCUGGCUAACCAAGGUAAUUAAGCAUGUUCUUUAACAUUUCUGGGUCUUCAGGUUCUUGAAUGUAAUUGAGAAAACCAACCAAUGCCCCUUCAUACACAGCUAAUGUUCCCUUGUGUAGGCAGUACAUUUGACAUCAACCACUAUAACCUCUAAAUUUUAGAAUGUGUGGAAUUGUAACUUCAUAUGGCUAACUCGAUCAGCUUUUGAAAUCCAAGCUAAGCAACAGAGCUUACUUUUUUUUA